UCCUGUCACUCCCUUCUGCAUCCCCAUAAAAACCCGCAUGUGGCUCCAGGAGCCUCAAAUCCUGCACGGAGACAAUGUACAGCCAGGUGGAGCAUCCCGCGGGAGGUUACAAGAAGCUCUUUGAGACAGUGGAGGAGCUGUCCUCACCCGUCACUGCCCAUGUCACAGGCAGGAUCCCCACCUGGCUCAGAGGCAGCCUCCUGCGAUGCGGGCCUGGCCUCUUUGAGGUCGGGGCAGAGCCGUUCUACCACCUCUUCGAUGGCCAGGCACUGCUGCACAAGUUCGACUUCAAGGAGGGACACGUCACCUACCACCGCAGGUUCGUCAGGACAGAUGCUUACGUGCGAGCCAUGACAGAGAAGAGGAUCGUGAUAACUGAAUUUGGUACCUACGCCUACCCAGACCCAUGCAAGAACAUUUUCUCCAGGUUUUUCUCCUACUUUAAAGGGGUAGAGGUCACCGAUAACGCCCUCGUUAAUGUCUACCCUGUUGGUGAGGAUUAUUACGCCUGUACGGAGACCAACUUUAUAACCAAAAUUAACCCAGACACCCUAGAGACAAUUAAGCAGGUGGAUCUCUGCAAGUACGUCUCCGUCAAUGGGGCCACAGCCCACCCCCACGUGGAGAACGAUGGCACAGUUUACAACAUUGGCAACUGUUUUGGGAAAAAUUUCUCGCUGGCCUACAACAUCAUACGGAUCCCUCCACUGCAGGCAGACAAGGAGGACCCAAUUAACAAGUCAGAGGUGGUGGUGCAGUUCCCUUGCAGUGACAGAUUUAAGCCCUCCUACGUGCACAGUUUUGGUCUGACCCCAAACUACAUCGUAUUUGUCGAAACCCCGGUGAAGAUCAACCUCCUCAAGUUCCUCUCUUCCUGGAGCCUCUGGGGAGCCAACUACAUGGACUGCUUUGAGUCCAACGAGACCAUGGGGGUCUGGCUUCACGUGGCAGAGAAAAAGAAAGGGCGGCUCCUCAAUAUCAAGUACCGGACCUCAGCCUUCAACCUCUUCCAUCACAUCAACACCUUCGAGGAUAACGGGUUCCUCAUUGUUGACCUCUGCACGUGGAAGGGAUUUGAGUUUGUUUACAACUACCUCUACUUAGCCAACCUCCGAGCAAACUGGGAUGAAGUAAAGAAGCAGGCAGAGAAGGCCCCCCAGCCUGAAGCCCGCAGAUACGUGCUGCCCCUCCGCAUCGACAAGGCCGACACAGGCAAGAACCUGGUAACCCUGCCCUACACGACAGCCACCGCGACGCUGCGCAGCGAUGAGACUGUCUGGCUGGAGCCAGAAGUUAUUUUCUCAGGGCCACGCCAUGCCUUUGAAUUUCCACAGAUCAAUUACAAGAAAUACGGUGGGAAACCCUACACAUACACAUAUGGGCUGGGACUGAACCACUUUGUUCCAGACAGGCUUUGCAAGCUGAAUGUUAAAACAAAGGAGACCUGGGUGUGGCAGGAGCCAGAUUCGUACCCAUCAGAGCCAAUCUUCGUUUCCCAUCCAGAUGCUCUGGAGGAGGAUGACGGGGUGGUGCUGAGCAUUGUGAUCAGCCCCGGCUCAGGGCCAAAGCCUGCCUACCUCCUGAUCCUGAACGCCAAGGACAUGAGCGAAGUGGCCAGGGCUGAAGUGGAGGUGAACAUCCCUGUGACUUUCCAUGGACUCUUCAAAAGAGCGUAACUGCUGCCUGCAACACGCCGUGUUAGGCCUCUCCCAGCUUCAAAAAGAUGCUGUCUUCAUUUGCAAGCACUCAGAAAGUGACACUGAAGGAAUUUAGGUCAUUUAUUUGUGAGUACUUAGUUCACAGAACUAUGGAAUGGCUUAGGUUGGAAGGGGCCUUACAGCCCUUCCAGUUCCAAACCCCUGUUAUGGGCUUCCCAGUGCCGUGUCCAUGGCCUUGGCCCUAUUUAAGACUGAGAAUUUCCAUUUUGUUGCUUAUUUCUCAAAACACUUACCCAGAUGUUUCUCAAAUAUACUCCAUGGCCUAAUUUCAAGAUGUACAACACAAUAAACCAUACCAUUUCUUUUACAAGAUUAAUUUUUGCAGAUGCAACAGAGAGAAAGAUGCAUGAAACAGCACAGUGUAACCUCAGUCCCUGUACAUGUGGUAAUAUUAUGUAGAAGUCAAUGUGCUGUUGCAUGCUUUGAGAAGAGGUAACUUUUAUCCUGUGUGGGUGUUUUGGAUUGAACUCACCUCCUGGUCACUGCACUGGUAUCUCAGAGCAAGCUGAGGGGAGCCCUUCCACGGUGCUCUGGCAAUCUGACUUUGCAGGCAGCAUUCUCUGCUUUGCUAAAGCUUACGUUCAUUACUCUUGUCUAGUUUGCAGCCAUGUGUCUUCUCUUUCCCAUCUCUUUUCUCAAAGCGCUGUUUGAAUUCUGCAUAUUCUUAAUAUGAAAAAAAAUAAAAUAAAUAAUCAAGCAAUUGUAA
This is a messenger RNA of Coturnix japonica (Japanese quail), 2424 nucleotides long. RefSeq names its product retinoid isomerohydrolase RPE65 (gene RPE65). Gene Ontology annotation, biological process: zeaxanthin biosynthetic process; retinal metabolic process. The record is from RefSeq and is a predicted model, not a curated record. NCBI's taxonomy places the organism in Eukaryota, Metazoa, Chordata, Aves, Galliformes, Phasianidae. Gene Ontology annotation, molecular function: all-trans-retinyl-ester hydrolase, 11-cis retinol forming activity; retinol isomerase activity; beta-carotene 15,15'-dioxygenase activity.